AUGAAAAGGCCUUACAGGCCUGUUGCACCAAAGCUGCUACCUGAGAUUUCAAGACGUUGUAAUAUAAUACUGAAACGUGAUCUUGCACCUUCUAAUUUGAAGGCUGUUGUGGAUGCUUCAGUAAGGUUCUUUCCUUCGGAGUUUGAAAAUGAUGUGGAUAGGACCCAUGCUGUGGAUCCAGCAAAGAGUGCAUUUCAGGUUUCCCCAGCAAUGCAAGAAGAAGUGCAAAAAUUGGAUAUUGACACUGUUGAAGAAUCCAUUUCAACAGGUGAUAACCAAUUUAGUCAUGAAUCAAUGGGUACCCGUAAAGGAAACAAGCUUGCCUCGCAUGUUGCAACAGAGAGCAUUUCAGUCGACUCACUCUCUUUUGCUGGUCUUGUUUCUGCCGAAGACCAGCAACAACCAAAGCCCUCUGUUCCUAACCAGAAUAAACACUCCCAAGUAAGCAAGCAAGACUCAGAUUUUGAAUUUGCAACCAUUAAAGCAGACAUAAAUUCUGGUGCAAUUCCAAUCAAGAUAACACCUGCUGAUGUUCUUAUUUCCAAUGGACAAAUCAAACCACACGCAAUUGCAUUUCAACCAAUUAAUCGUCGUCCUCUCAUCACAAAUCCCACCGUUUCCUUAAGGUCAUUACUAGUAAUUGAUCACCAUGUGAGUAGCAAGAUGUCAAGUGAGCAAACAAGCGGCGCAAGGAAAUACCAUGAACAACUUGUCAAAGGAAGAAACCAUAAAAACAAGGAAAGGACGUGGUUUGGCCAGAAAGUGUUAAGGUCUUUUCUAUCACCAUGCCGCGAAUGCAAGGCCAUUCAGCCAGCCGCUGUUAAAGGACAAACUGUUGCAGGAGAAAAGUUCAAGAUACCCUGA
Gastrolobium bilobum is the source of this 864-nucleotide messenger RNA. RefSeq lists its product as uncharacterized. The coding region runs from base 1 to 864 and encodes 287 amino acids. NCBI's taxonomy places the organism in Eukaryota, Viridiplantae, Streptophyta, Magnoliopsida, Fabales, Fabaceae. The transcript has 5 exons. The record is from RefSeq and is a predicted model, not a curated record.